Messenger RNA from Cantharellus anzutake, 2046 nucleotides. RefSeq lists its product as uncharacterized. Lineage: Eukaryota; Fungi; Basidiomycota; Agaricomycetes; Cantharellales; Hydnaceae. The transcript has 4 exons. The record is from RefSeq and is a predicted model, not a curated record. The coding region runs from base 1 to 2046 and encodes 681 amino acids.
AUGGCACCAUCAUACCCCCAAACAGGGAAGCUUGCAUCUGCAGUGAGAACAAAGGGUGGCUUUGUUAAAAAGCCGCAAUCUCCCAAUUUGGGAGAUAACCUAAACACUGCGUCAUCAGAUGAUGACGAAGACCUGCCACAUAUUGGUAGGACCUCAGGGACAAACCCUGAGGAUCCCAAAAACUUACAUGGGGUAAAUGCGGGGAACAAUACCCUUAGAACCCCAUGUGCCAACAUGAUCUCUCCUAGAAAGAGAGAGUUCUCACCACUGGGUGAGGAGGCAAACAUGCACACAUAUUGCAGCAAGCCGGUUUACUCCCAAGUCUAUUUGACUGGGAGUUACACAAAACCAUCAAACGAUCACUGUUACAAAAAUGGGGCCGGAGGCGCCCAUUUCCGUCCGUUCGAGGCGCAGGAAGAGGGAAGGGGGGCCCAUAAGAGUCUAAAUUGGGAAAUUUCCCAUUUCCAUAACAAUCACUCCCACUGGCACAGGGAGCCGUUUUUGAUCCCAAAAAAUGUGGAAAAAUCUUUCACAUGUCCAGCAUCGUCUCGCAUUAAACACGAGACGUCCAGAUUGCAAUAUAGCAGCAAUCUGGUUCACUCCCCAGUCGAUGCGACUGGAAGUUGUCAUAAACAACCAAAUGACCAUUCCUGCUGGUGCAGGGAGCCGUUUGGAGUUCCAAAAAAUGUGGAAAAAUCGUCCACAUCUACGGAAUCGUCUCGCGUCAGCCACGAGACGUCCAGAUUGCGAUAUAGCAGCAAGCCGGUUCACUCCCCAGUCUAUGCGACGGGUAGUUGUGCAAAUCGAUCAAACAACAACUCCUGCCAGCACAGGGAGCCAUUUGUGAUCGCAAAAAAUGUGGAAAAAACUUCCACAUUGUCUACAUCGUCUCACAUUAACUGUGAGACGUCCAGCCCGCAAAAUCGCAGCAUGCUGGUUCACUCCCCAGUCUAUGUGACUGGGAAUCGUGCAAAACAAUCGAACAACAACUCCUGCUUGCACAGGGAGCCAUCUUUGAUUGCAAAAAAUGUGGAAAAAACCUCCACAUCGUCGUUACCGUCUUGCAACUAUAGUGAGACAUCCAGCUCGCCGCCUAGGCGUGAGCCGGUUCAAACCCCAGUCUAUAAGACUGGGAAUCAUCAAAAACCCUCAUGGGACGACCCCCACUUGUGUAGGGAGCCAGUCCUGAGUGGAGGAAAUGUGGAAAAAACUUUCACACCACUGACACCAUCUCACAACCACUGUGAGACACUCAGCGCUCUGUCUGAGAACGAGUGUACACACUCCAACAUGGAUAUAAAGGCCAUGUCAUCCAGAUCGACACAGACUCACAGGUUGAGCUCACUUCCGGACUGUCCUCAGAUGGCCUCAGACCCAGCGUGGACACAGCAAAGGGACCAGGUGCAGGAGGAUGGGGAAGCUCCCCGAAGUCGAUUGUCCAAGAAACUUCUGGACUUUUUCCAGGCUAAAGGCCCAAGAAAUAAUAGGAGAAAAGGUCAAGGGCAGAUGCUCAGAGAGCACAGAGGCUCAGGGGAAGCCACUGCUGCCAAGGCCGAACCCAAAAAAAAAGCGAAGUCACCAACUUCAGAUGAGGUCACCGAAGUCUGUAGGAGUGCAAUGUGGCAGAAGAAGGAGCCUAGUAAGGAGAACCCACAAAUGAGCGGGCAACCAUCAACACCAGGCCCCAUCUUAGGCGAUAAAUGGCCCUCCUCGGUCACUUCACCCAGGCAAAGGAUAAGUGGAAGUAACCUUCCGCAAAACCCCUCCAGUAAUGCUGGAGAGAACCAAACAAACUCUCGUGAAAACUUCACAAGGAAAACUUCCAGCAAAACAUUGCUGGAGGAUAACGGGCACCUCAAAAGAUGGUACCACAAGGCCACACGGAUGGCCGAACUUCUAACUUUCACCCCACACAUAGACAGGGUGAAGUGGGACUGGUUAAAUAACGGUCCUACUCGACUCCCUGACACGAAGUGGUCAGGCGAAAAUGAUGCAGAAAUUUUCUGGCAGUGGUACACCACACUGCUAGGAUUCCUCACAUCAUGA